Molecule: messenger RNA, 15675 nt
Organism: Pelobates cultripes (western spadefoot toad)
Lineage: Eukaryota; Metazoa; Chordata; Amphibia; Anura; Pelobatidae
Source: the annotation of a GenBank genome assembly
GCAGACUGGAAGAGAUGGCAUGAGUUCAGGGUAAUUCAUUUAUCAAUGUGUUGGUUAUGUCGGUUCACAAAUCUAAAUGUACUCUUGAGUCGAUCUCUUAAUUUUGCAUUCACUUUGGUUGUCGUUACUAGUUCCACAUUUGACCCGGCUGCCUUAACUUUCAAACUCAGACUAUGCAGAUACAAUCAGAUCAUAGGUCCAAUAAAGUAGUCUUGUCUAUAACCCUUCUGAGUCUGUUAACAACAUAAUCAAAUAUAAAAAAAGCCAUCUAACAUUAAACAUAAGCAUAUUUAUUUUGUUUUUAUGUAAUUAUUUGAAAUUAGAGUUCCUUUACUCCUUUGCUUUUUGUUCUAUUUUUGUUGCCUUUUUUUUUAAUGCCUUAUCAAUUCCUGGAAAAUACCAAUUGUCCUGUAGCUUGCUUCAAGUUAAAUGUAGAUCUAAUAACCAGUUAGUAAUGGUUCCAUCAUUUCUCUUGCGCUGGGAGGUACUUUGAUGUAAACCUAAUUCAAUAGAAGAGUUAUUUAAAUAGCCUGCCCUGCUAACAUGCAGUGAAAUUAAAGGUCUCCAUUCAAAAGCCUUGAGGCGAAGAGCCAACUGCAUUCAUAGUGCUGCUUCCCAAUGCCUGCAUGAGAUCUGCUGUAAGUCCAUCACAAAUGCCAUGUAUCUUUAAACACACAUAACAUACUCUGGAGAUCCCAAGUAUGUUGGUAAAGCGAGGUUUUGUUUCUGUAAAAGAGGUUAAACAGCUGUUUGAGAAUAGUUUCUAACUUUGAAUGUUCCGUUAUACAGAAAAGGAUGGGAAAGCCUUCCACCCAACCUAUGAAGAGAAGUUGAAGUUGGUGGCUCUGCACAAGCAGGUCCUGCUGGGGCCUUACAACCCCGAUACCUGUCCUGAGGUUGGCUUCUUCGAUGUGCUGGGCAAUGACAGGAGGUAAUGCGUUCAGUGUACUAAGCAGCUGGACAUGACCAGGUUAUUCACAACUAAACGCUGUUUGCUUGUCUGUUAUGUAAAGUUCAAAGCUGAAGGCCGUGGGGGAUUCAUUUUAUGACGACAUUGACAUUUUACGGCCCUUGAUUUGAAUUGGACUCAGCAUUUGCAAUGUGUGGGCAGCACUGUCUGGUUAAAGUUAAAUUGAUUGUGUUUUUUUAUUAUAAAUAUUGCCUAGUAAAAUUACUAGCAAAUCUAUGCAUUUAGUGAUUACAUUUAUAUGAAAUCUUUUUCUAGUGUGCUGUAACCUGUGUGAGCCCCCACUAUGCACUGCACACGUCACAUGUGAUAAGCUAGGGUUUUCAAUAAUUCUUUGAACAGCACAGUAUUGAUAACAUUAUGAAGUGUGACAUACCGCUGACCGUGUCAUACCACCUUAUUUUCACAACAAGGCUGUUUUAAAAAGGUUUGCUCCUGAGAACUUCAUUAUACAGUGUGGUGACCGUGAUACGAGUUUACCAUGUGUAUAAUAUAUAUAGUCCGUAAUCCCCUAUUGUGUCUGUGUUAGGAAGGACAUGGCUACGUUCUGGCUGUAGUCAGGAAUUUAUUUCGAUUAGUUGCCUGACAUCCGUACCACGCCCAGUAUGGUGCUAGUCUGUUAUCAAUAUGUUUUAUUACACCAGGCACUCCUUUUGGAUGCCCGCAUUAACAUAAAAUGUUAGCAUACUAUUUUCAUUUUAUGGCUUUAUUUCCAUGCGAAAAGGUAAAGGCUACGACAUACAUGACUUUCAGUGCCCUAGCAAAGUUAUCAUUCAUUAUAAAGAUUAAAUAUUCUACAAUAGUUCAUGUAAUGUAAUUGUAUGCAUAGCUGCUGCAAUCGAAAGAUUGACACAUGGCAUCACAGUCUAAAACUAAAAGCAUUUCACGUAUGCAUUCGCCGGCAGUUUGGCUAGUAGAAAAUGUAGAUUAAACUUGCACUUUAUAAAUCUAUCUCCUCUGCAGAGGUAGGGUCGUUUUAGGCUUUUCGUGGGUUUACUUCAUUUUUCUUUAACUUAGUGGACAUUGAGGGAGGGGUGCCAUAUGACAAUAUACACUGCUUGAGAGCCACAGUAGGAGCGAAGAAGACUGUGGCACUAUUUGUAAAUAACACUCGUGGAUUCCAAGUUGAAUUGUUGAUCCAUUAAACUCCACAUGACUUCCAGAAGCUGCUUUUUCGAUGACCAAUAAUGGUAUGAUGGAUUGUGACAUAGAGCUGCAAUCGCACACAAUUAAUCAGGGGAACAAAGAAUGCCGUAUUCCUCGAUGUUUAUAAAGUAGUUCUGCACACAAUAAGCAGGUUUCUUUUUUUGAGUUAUGAAGCUAUAUUUUUACUUUAUAUUAUUUCCCCCACCAAUAGGAGAGAAUGGGCGGCCUUGGGAAACCUGGAAAAACAAGAAGCCAUGACAGAGUUUGUAACAUUGCUAAAUAGAUGCUGUCACCUCUUUUCAACAUACGUCACUUCACAUAAGAUCGAAAGGGAGGAGCAGGAGCGGAGACGGUAACUUCCCAAUCUCUCUAUCCUAAUACUUCCAACUGAUAAACAUAAACAGAGCUAGACUCGCUUUAAAUUCUUUCCUUACUAGAAAGAAAAAUAAAUGUUAAGACAAAACAUGGGGACGGGUGUAAGGUGGGGCAGCAGGGUCUGGGGAGAUCUUUGUUUUGCCAGGAAACCGUUUUUAUUUAAGAGCUGUGUUUUCAGGUUGCUCUUGUUUAGAGGAUAAUUUAGAUUCCCAGACAUAACAGAAGAGGAAAAUGUCAGCUCUGUUAGUGGUGAAUAAAACAUUCAUCUCCGUCUUUUAUUCCCCCAAGUUCCGCUUUUUUACACAAUAACAGAAAUUCUACUUACCGUAAAUAAUUUUUUCCUUAUUAUAGUGGCAGUACCAGUGGGUUUGUAUCCUCUUGAUGGACAAGCAGACUGUCAAUUAAAUAAAAACAUUUAAAUAGUCCCUCCUCCUUCCCCUUUAAAACACCGGACUUUCCCCAGGAACGUCGGUAAAAGAAGACACAAAAGGCUACAUCAUGCUCAAUCUAAAUUUACUAUCGUACUGCCACUAUAUUAAGGAAAAAAUCAUUUACGGUAAGUAAAAUUUCUGUUUUUCCUAGCAUAUAGUGGCAGUACCAGUGGGAUAUGACAAGAUCCCUGGAACAUUAAAAGGGUGGGUCUCAGCGAACUACAGCUUGCAGCACCUUGCGCCCAAAAGCAGCCUCAGAGAACGAGAAGAUGGGUUGCCGAUGGUGCUUGAUGAAGGUAUGAAAAGAGGACCAAGUUGCCGCUUUGCAGAUGUCUUCAGGAGAAGUGUUGGAUUUUUCAGCCCAUGAAGUGGACAUGGCUGUGGUUGAGUGCGCUCUAAUGGAGGAAGGUAUUUGAACAUUGUGCAGUUCAUAAGCCAACGUGAUGGUGUCUGUUAACCACCUCGCCAGAGUGGGUUUAGAUGCUCCCAUACCCUUCUUUUUCCCUUGAAAAUUAAUAAACAGGUGAUCCGAGGACCUAAAUUCUUCUGAACGGGAUAAGUAAAUCAGAAGUGCUCUGCGAACAUCUAGGUUAUGCCACUUCCGUUCUUGAACCGAACUUCCCAAACUACAAAAUGAUGGAAGUACCAGAGGUUCAUUAAGAGAUUUUCUUGAAAGAACUUUCAGUAAAAAAGAAGGCUUAAUAUGUAGCACAACCUUGUCCUGAUGGAAAAUCGUGAAUUCCGAUGAAGAGGAAAGAGCUUGGAUCUUCCCAAUUCUCCAAGCUGAGGUAAUUGCUAUUAGGAAAAUAGGCUUGAGAGACAGAAUCCUUAAUGAUACACCUUCAAGUGGUUCAACUAGAGCUUCACAUAAAGACUGUAGCACCAGAGAUAAAUCACAGGAAGGGAAUUGAAAUUUUCGAGGUGGUCUUUGUAAAAGAAUGGACUUGAAGAAACUCCUAAUCAGCAGACAUGUCGCAAAAUCCACAUUUUCUUUUUGCAUCCAUCAGUGGAGUGGAGGAGCGCAUUCUGAGCAGGAGUUACGUUUUGAUUUAAACAUAGCCUUCUUGGGUGCAGGUGCCGACAUUUUCUCCUUGGCUAAUUCUUUAAAAGAUAAUGGGCUAGACAUCUGCAAUAAAUAAAACAAUUUUAAGAAAGUUACCAAUCCAGAAGAAAACAGAUGCUCUUAAGGAAAAGAUAAAUUAUAUCAUAUCUUAAAGACCUCUGAACCGUGGGGGGGGAGGGUGACACGGUAUUCCUUCUCCAGACAACAAUAACGUUUGCCCUGAAGGUUUGCACGGCUUUAAUGUGCACCAUUUUUUUUUUUAUUUGGCGACAAAAUUUCAAGUUCCGAAUUGCAUAUGCGCAGUAGAGUAUUCGGAACUCCUGUGGAACGCGAGGCCACCCGGGCGUGUGUUCCACUGCCAUGCGCAAGCUCUGAGCUUGCAAUUCCAUUGGCAGACCUCCUGGGAUCACCUCUUACCCAUUGGCGGUUUCCACACGGCAUAAGAAGGCAUAUUUUCCUGCUUGCUCUGUAACCAAGACACACAGUGUGGCACUCAGCUCACUUCCCAGGGAGCUACCGGACCAAUCCCCCAGACAGCAGCCUGUGCGCCUCACCAGACCGAUGGUCCUGUGGUAAAUUCGGGAUUUUAUAGGGGAAGGAGGAGGGACUAUUUUAAAAUGUUUUAUUUAUUGACAGUAUGCUUGUCCAUCAAGAGGAUACAAACCCACUGGUACUGCCACUAUAUGCCAGGAAAAGUUCUUUUAAAAGUAAAAUUAUAUUAAAUUGUUUGUAAUAAAUGCUGGCAGUGCAUCAAAGGAACUGUGGUUCACAAACACCUACAGUUCUACCGUUAUCUGUCACUGGCUUAGGCCAAUCUAUACAACAAACACAUUGGGCACUUUACUAAUGUUUGUAAUUUAGCAAUCCGUUGUGCUUUUCAGCAGUGCCUGCUUGUAGUCUUGAUACAGUAAUAUUGCUAAUCCUUUCAAUAACAAAUGUUUGUGCAGACAGGCCUUGUAGCAUUGCAAGGGCAUUAAUUAGCAUAAGCUUUUCUUUUUUGGGUACUUUUUACAUUGUAGUUUUCUCGUCUCCUUUAAAGGAACAAUCAGUAUUUCUUCUCAGUCUGUCUUUUCUUUCUAGAAGUAGACAUGUCAUCACAUUUUAUUAGCAUUGAAAAAUGUAAUUCGUGACAUUCCUUGCAAACGUCAUGAUUUGUAAUCUCAUGAUAGGGCUUUGGGGCAGCAUCUCCGCACCAAAAUAAUCUCAUUAAGAUGCCCAGUCUGUUUAAAAAUUUUUUUCCUGUAUUUACUUUCAAUUCAUAAAUAGAAGGGAGGAAGAAGAGCGUAGGAGGCAAGAAGAAGAGGAGCGUCAGCGUUUGCAGAGAGAGGAGGAGAAACGUAAAAGAGAAGAGGAGGAGAGAUUGCGGCGAGAAGAGGAGGAAAGGUUGCGAGUGGAAGAUGAGCGAUUUCGCAUGGAACAGCAAAAGUAAGGAUUUCUCUCACUAUGCCAUAUUGGUGCAUGGCGUGAUUGUUUACAGUAGAGGGCUAUUCUCCAGCUCUCACAUUGCAUAUAUGCGAAGUUCUCCCUGCAGCCCCUCAUUGGAGGGAGAAGGAUGUUCCGAAGGGAGGACACUGGGGGGGUGAGGCCAUGCUUCACUUGCAUGCUAUGCGUAUUAGAGAGAGGUGCCUUUUAUGCACAGAAUUAACGUUAACUCUAGUUCCAGUCUGCUAAUGAUGCUGAAGUGGAGUUACACCUCCAGUAGCAGAGUGUGUUACAUCUGUAUGGGAAACGUUUCUUCCUUGUUAAACGCUGCACAUACAUACUCCAAGCACCGUGACCACUUCAAAUCACUGAAGUGUUCAUGGUAAUUGGAUUAACACUUAAACACUUUUCUGCAAGGGUUCUACUUUGCAGCUGAACACCUCUGGCAGUGAGGAUGUGGCUGCACAUGGUCAUGGGAGUAGCAGUGAGUACAACAUGUGGGGCUACAUUUCAACAUUUUCCUAUGGAAAGCACCAAGAUUGGACAAGUAUGACAUACUUGCACUGAUUUCAGUUCAAGCUCUUGCAUAAAUAUUGCUAAUGCAAAUCCUUAUUUACUGGUAAAACUGGUUAGCAGACAGGUAUAUAUUAAAACUACAUUUACAUGAUGAUAACACACACUAAUCACCAUUUUUGCCAGGAAAGACACAUUUUGUAUUUUUGCUAGUUUUUAGGUAAGUCUUGGGAUCUUUGUGUAUUUUGACAUCUACGUUUUUGUGGCUUUUUUUUUUUUUUUUGAGUACUUUGUUUGUUUUGCUGCAGGCAGCAGAUAAUGGCGGCCUUGAAUUCACAGACGGCUGUUCAGUUCCAGCAGUAUGCUGCUCAGCAGUAUCCAGGCAACUUCGAACAGCAACAAAUCCUUAUCCGACAGCUGCAGGAGCAGCACUAUCAACAGUACAUGCAGCAACUGUAUCAGGUGCAGCUAGCACAACAACAGGUAUAUUGCCACUCACCAGCACUACCACAGUAACCGGAUCGUUCUGAGAUAAAGCUCACAGUCACUAGUCCUGUAACCGCUCUUUCCAGUCAAUCUUAGGAAGAGCUCCCUCAUUAGCUCAGCUUAAAUUGACUAACCCAGUAACCAGUACAUCUAUAUUGCCUGAGUAAGCCAUCUUAAUAAAUAGCACUGCAAUAUAGGAAGCUGUUACUUAAACCAAAAUGUGCUUUGUAACCUGUUUGGCGAAUAUGGGUUUACUAAAUAAACAGAUAUAUUGUCUAGUCCUGUCGCUAGGCCUGACAUCACGGCUGUUGUAUGAAGUAUUCUACUAACUGGGUACUCCUGUCUCAUACAAGUCUUUCUUUUCCCUCAGGCGGCCUUACAGAAACAACAAGAAGCUGUGGUACAAGGAACUAAUUCUCCACAAAAUUCUCCCUCCAAGAUAAAAGCAGGAAAUAUAUCCACACUCUGCGAGGCCCCUUCCGUUAAUGGUCAGAAUCACACCCACACCGAGAGCUCUGAAACAGAAGUGGGCACAGAUCCCCUGGACGAUAUUCUAGAGAAUGGGCCAAAAGGUUUGUUCUAGAACACAUACGCUACUUCCAAACUAGCAUAAUCCAGAUAUCCCGGGAAGGGUUAUUUGUAACUGAGCACCAUUUAUUUCAGUGCAGACUUAGUGUAGAUAGUAACAUUGUAUUACUCUGCUUUGUUCCUUUGUCUGUUUAGGUUUAAAAUCCACCCUUUAAAAAAAAAAAAAAUCCCUUUCCGAUUGCAGUUAAACAUGUAAUCUAGCCACUUUGAUGCACUCUGAAAAGCUGGAUGACUUGUCUAAAGAAAAGCAUAUGGCGCUUGCAAUACUAGUUUCAAUCCGCAAAUCCAAUGCUUCUAAUUCAGUUCUGUUGGAUUGUUUAACCUAUAAAUUACAUUUUUCCAUUUGGCUGGUGAAUGCGUCAAAAAUGAGUAGGUUGAAAAGUAUCCCACAAAGCUGCAUCAGAAAUUGUAAGAUGCCUUACACUCAUUUUCGGGCUUACUGCAGCCCACCAUACUUUUAGAAAUUUCCGGACUGCUUUUUCUAUUUGCAUUUUCUGGCAAUUUGUGCACAGCAUAUGUUGCUGUUGUAAAAGACCUGCUGUUGUGGGUUAAGCUGUGUAGUUGAUCUCUAAGGAUCUUGUGACUAAUGACUGGUUUCUUUCAGAGUCUGCCCCAGUAAUAGCUGCUCCUUCCAUGUGGACACGGCCGCAGAUAAAAGACUUCAAAGAGAAAAUCCGUCAGGAUGCAGACUCUGUGAUCACCGUGGGCAGAGGGGAGGUGGUCACAGUGCGAGUUCCCACCCAUGAAGAAGGCUCAUACCUGUUCUGGGAGUUUGCCACAGAUAGCUACGAUAUUGGGUUUGGGGUUUAUUUUGAAUGGACAGACUGCCCAAACACCUCAGUCAGUGUGCAUGUCAGCGAGUCGAGUGAGGAUGAAGAAGAGGAUGAAGGUAGGUUAGAGCAGCCUAGUGGUUGUAACAAUAUUUGAUAUUAACAUGCAGCAGAGUAUGGUGUACACUACAGAACUUGAAUCACUGUUUUUUUUUUUUUCAAUAUUACCGUAGUUGCCAUCAGCGCAGUCCAACUGAUUGUAAAUAUAAACACACAAAUUAUAUGUGGCAAUGGCCACAGUGUUAAAAAGCCAAAAUACACAGAACAAAUGUGUGAUGGAGCUCCUGUACCCCGUCCAAGUACCUCUGCCCAGCCCGCUUCUUAGCAGCUUCCCAGGACACAGGAACGCUUCAGCCCCAGUCGGCGAAGCUUGACUGGUUCUCUCUGGAGCUCUUUCCUUCCAAGGAUGUACCAUUCCUCUGCAGUCCUUCUUCCAGGCAGGUAUGCACCUCUGCCUGCAAUGUGAUAGCUCCUGUCUUUAUAAAGACACUUGCAGCUCUCAGGCCUAGCUUUCUGUUUGCCCACAGGCUAAAGGGAUCGUACAGACAGCCAACAGGUCUGCAACUGUGUUAUUGGGAUCCUUAAAAAUCCACACAGGACACACAGAUCCAAAAGGAGCAAAUCUUUGCAGUUUUUUGUUUUUACUUGGGACUAAAACAUAUGCUCGUAACAUCAGGCUUGCUGUGACUAACUUAAUAAAAUCCAAAUAACCAAAUCAUAUCAGACAACAGGCAGGAACUUGUAAUGACAUUUUCAUAACUGGGUGGGGAAAGCAAUAAUUAAAGGGACUCUCCAGUUUUCCUGGCACUGCAGGUCCCCUCUCCCUCCCACCUCCCAUCCCCGGUUGCUGAAGGGGUUAAAACCGAUGUCCCUCGGUGCUGGGUCGGGCUCCGCCAACUCUCCUCCCCAGCCGACAGGGGAGACCUAAUGCGCAUUACACCGCCCCAUAAGAAAGCAUUAUUCAAUGCUUUCCUAUGGGAAUUCCGUCAACGCUGGAGGUCCUCAUGCAUUGCGUGAGGAUGUCCAGCAUCUCUUAAAACACUAAAAGUGUUUUAAGAACCCGGAAGCUCCUCUAGUGGCUGUCUUAUAGACAGCCACUAGAGGAGGACUUAACCCUGUUAGGCAAUUAGUGCAGUUUAUGAAAAACUGCACUAAUUACACUUGCAUGGUUAAGGGUAGUGGGUGCAGGGUCAUUUAGACAUAGGAGUAGUCCAGGGUCAUCAUUCCAAUGGUCAUUAAAGUUUAAGCUCACUUGCCACAUUGAGGCAAAACGUGCUACGUGAGUCUUACACUAACAAUUCACCUUGCUCCUUUCAGCUAAAAGUCAAAAUUUCUGAGAGAUGGAUAUUUCUUAUAAACACCCCCUACACACUUAUUAAUCCUUAAUAGGACCCAUGGUGGGCAGCAGCACUUUUUACACUAGUGUUUUACAGAAGAAAAUACUGACCCACAAAAAAUGAAACUCCCACUAAUCCUGAGCGGCAGCAAUGGCUACAGUAUUCAUCCUCUUAAAUCAUGGUAACUAUAAGCAAGAGUAGAAUGGGAGGUUAAUAUGUUAAUGUUUGAAGAACAGUCUGUAUAAAACCUCAGAUGGUUUUCAUUGUUCCACUUUUGUAUUGCGCUAGAUCUGUUUUAUUCAGAAACACUGUUGUCUUCAAACACAUAUUUUACUCAUAAAAUGGACAUAUUGUGGCUCUGAAAUGGUAACACAACCCAUGUUAUUCCUCUCCUCAGGAGCUCUUUAAUACAUAGCUGUUUGAUCUGGUUUUAUGUGUUCUGUCGGAGUGUGACUGAUGAAAAUGGACUUUAAAUUGUGUUCUGUUUUUUUAAAUGGUUUUUUAUAUAUUUGUUUUUCUUUCUAACAGAAAACCCAAGCAGUGAAGAAAAAGCCAAGAAGAAUACCAACAAGCCUCAGUUGGAUGAGAUUGUCCCGGUAUAUAGACGGGAUUGUCAUGAAGAAGUAUACGCCGGCAGCCACCAGUAUCCUGGCCGGGGGGUCUACCUUCUGAAAUUUGAUAACUCCUACUCCUUAUGGAGGUCAAAAUCCGUCUACUAUAGAGUGUACUAUACUAGAUAAAGUGGGGGAGGGGGAGAUAGAGAGGGUGUGCAGGGACAGACGGAGUGAAUCUCACAUUUGCUGGAUCUUUUCUGUGCUGUCCUCCAGAUCCGGGGCUCCUUCUGGCUGCAACUGGCUUCCAGUGCUGCACUAUUUUAGCUGCAACUUAACCGUCACAGGCAGAUGUUUAGACUGUCACCAGAUUUAAUAUUUUCUUCCUAGCCCCUCUGACAGCGGAUGGUUCACAUGCAUCCAUCUUGGUUUGUUCUUGUUUUUUGGGGAUGAGGUUAAGAUGUUAGUGUAUUUGCUCCUCCUAUUUCUGAUGAUUCAUAUGUUCAUAUCACUUUCAAUGAGGCAAACAUGAUUUAAGUUGUAAAGUGAUAGUAUGCUGCUCCCCAAAGACACACCAAUUCGGGAUGGGGGAGUAAAAGAAGUUCUCAACAGGUCCAUGAGUGCCUCUGCCAUUUUUGUCAGCCUCAUACCAUGGGCAUGGAUACAAAUGCAUUGGGCUCAAACCAUACCACUUGUGAUCAUGCGAGAAUAAUCUGUGGGUCCUCACUAGUUAUGACUAUUUGAUGAAGAUGUCGUGUGUAUGUUUUCAUGUUGUCUGAAUGUAUGACUCUCUAAUUCUGAAUGAUGAAUCUUUGUUACUCAUGAGCAACAUUCUGUCUGAAAGAAUAUCUGUAUUUUAUGUAAAUUAAUUCACUCUUUUACAACGUAUAACACACAAAGUGUUAAAGGAAAACUACACACAAGCACUUCAGCUUGCUUUGUGUGAGGAUAUGCUCAUUUUAAUUGUCAUUUAUAAACAUGCUGAUUUCUAUUUGAAAUCUGCACUUUUAUAAAUAUUUACUGAAACACCUCCCGGGCUGUUAAUCAGAUGCUCUAACAGAAUGUACCUGACUUCUACUCCAAGUCACAGUGAGGAUGUGAAACGUCCCUGCAUCGUCCCUGGCUCGUAGCUCAAAAUUAGAGGCUUCAAAACAAAACAAAAGGAGGGCUCACAAAGACUACAGACAAGAUCUGCAGCUUUUUCCAGACAUUUUUAAAUAUCCAAUAAAAAAUAAAUUAUGAUCUAAAUAAUGCAUGUUUAUAUCUAUAUGGGGGUAUAUCAACUAAAUAGGGAUAUUGGAGGCAAUGGACUGUCCUGUUAAACACCAUUCAUGUGUCCAGGUACUCCUGUGAGGGUGUGUCUGUUUUAGGAUGACAGAUAAGGAAAAGGUCAAUUCUGUGUGUAAAAUAAUCUUUGGCAUGGAGACAGAUCUCAUUGCAAUGCAGAAAACCUUGUACCUCUUUAAAAAAAAAAAAAAAGAGGAAUUACACUGAUGUUAACAUUUCAUUGGAGACUAAUGCAGUCGCAACUUAAACGAAGAGAGAGUAAGUGAUGUGUAUUUCCUUUGACAAAUAAAUUGAGACUGCCUGUCUCCUUUGAAAUGUGAACACCGUUUCUGAAAAGGCAGAGCGUGAAUUUGUUUUCUACAAUUAGAAUUAAGAGAGAUGUUAUUAUUACGGACAUAUAUCUCCAACCUUGAUGGUUUUAUUGCAUGCAUUACCUGUCUGAGGUGUUGGCAUAAAAAAAAAAAUCCAAAUUCUGAGACUUAAACACAGAUAAGGAUUGAGAAGUUACUGAUAUUAAGGAACUCAUGGUUCGAAGUACACUUAUAUUAAUGUCUUCGCUCCUGAAAACAGGGGAUUGCGCCAAAAUCAAGAGCAAAAAAAAUGUAUUAUUGGAUUUGUUUUGUUUUUACCCACUAAUCUGAAAUGGGGGAGGGUACUGUAAUUUGGUGUUAUUGUGUUAAUUUAAGAAAUAGAUUUAAUUCGAUAUGAAAUAAUCUUUAAAUUAAUAUUGGUUGUUUCAUGGUAACAUCUGAACCCAAAAAUUGUACUGAGAUAUAUAUAUAUAUAUAUAUAUAUAUAUAUAUAUAUAUAUAUAUAUUCUCUGUCCCUUAAACUCUUAUUUGAAGAAAGAAAAUGUAAAAUAUCUGUACAUUUCCAUUUUUAUUGUACUUCUAUUCCAGUAUGUCCAUGCUAUUGAACCUGUAUAAAAUACCAGUGAUUUCCCCUCUUCUACACUACCCCUAGAACACAUUGAGCUCUCUAGGCAAUGCAGAUACCAUCAUUAUACAGUGAAAUGUGUGAUUAUAGAAAGGGGUUUUGCAUGAAUAGCAUUAUAUUUUAACUCCAAACAUAAAGAAUAUGGAACUUCCUUCUGUACCUGCAAUAGGCCAAGUUCUCCCUACAGUCCAAUCCUUCUUGGAUGAUGUCACUCCCCCUGGUCAAGAGAGGAUGGACAGAUGUCAGGGCUAACAAGCUGAGGGGAAGACUGGAUGGCACAGAGGGAUGUGGAGAUAUGCUGCCAUUGGUUAGCAUCUGAAUGCAGUGCGUUCUGGUGUUUGACACCAAAUUUGCACAGAAUUCACAUUCGCAGCCCUGAACCCUUGCUCCUCUGGCAUAGGAGUAAAUCACAGUUUAGCUACUUUCUUUUACGUUGAGCUAUUUGCUGUCACUGAUGGCUGAUACUUCGCUUAUAUUGUGAAGACCCACUGAUAAAGACUGCAGUCAAUCCCUUUCUAAUCUUCAGAAAUCUCUCUUCACAUGUAUUGGCAGAUCUCCACCUUAUCACAUGAACUGAACCUAAACCAUCCUGAUUUAACACAUUAAUUUUCUUUUCUAUUGUACAGUCUGCACCUGCUGUUCCUCACAGGGGUGUGUAAUCCUUUCCUGAAUAUUUACCUAAAGUACUAAAAUUGCACCAGGGUUGUUCAUUUGCAUGUAAGCACUUUUUUGUGAGUUUUCCACCUCCAAACAUUAAAAAGAAAUCUGCAUCAAAGCCAGAACUUGCCAUUUGAGUUUUAACAUUUAUAACAGGCUAAUGAUUAUUUUAAUAAUGUCCAGUGUUGGACAACUCAUAAAAAAUGUUUACAUGACUUUAAAGGUACAUGACACUGGAACGAAUCCCAUAAAAUACUUUAUUUAUGUAGAUUGAAUAAAAACUCUGAAUGUAAUUGUCAGAAUUCUCCCAGCAGAUUCUGUAUCCCAUAUUAUUUGCAAUGUGGGUGCUCUAUAUAGUUGACAAAUACUAAGCACAGUAAGGGUUUAUAAGAAAACUAUGACUGUAUUAUUCCUCAGAACUUCCCCAUAGAGGUAUGAAAGAAUAGGGAGGCGCUAAUGAGGUUUAUUUGCAGGUGGGAUCUUCUGCUUAGUGUUAUCUGAACAGAGGGUGGACUGGGCCCACCCAUGGAACCCAGGUUUCUCACAAUUUGAAAAUGACUUUACUUUUAUCUGGGGGACAGUUCCAGGGAAUUCCUGGAACCAUAGCCACUACAGCGAGCUUUGAUUGAUAUUGGGUAUAAGCAGACCCUGGAAUUUAAAACCACCUUCACUAAUCCUAAAUUAAAACUAGUAUAAUGCUGCCAUCUUGUGGUCAGAAAUAGUUUGAAUUUAAGUAAUCCACAUCACUGAUUUAAGUGUAAAAUGUGUUUUGUUUUUUUCUUUCUCGUCAACUCAUUAAAAUGAGUGAUUGUGGUUGUUUUAAGGUUUUAUUUUCUGUCUCUGUUCAUUGCAUGGGUUUGUACAUACAUAUACAUAUGUUUUGUUUGUUUCGCUUGAGGCAAAGUCGUGUUAUUUAAACCCCCUUGACAGCACAAGGCAAACUGGGAAUAACUUGUUUUAAUGUUAUUGGUGGUCCAAGGGGGUUUUACUGUGUAUAAUAUCUCAGUAAUAAUGAAGGCUGAGAAUAGUUAGUUAUGUUGUAUAAAUAGGUGGGAAAUCAAGCAAGCUAUAGCGUCACAGAAUACUGUACAUAUGAUGUAUAAUUACAGUAGCCAGCGGGCCCCCCUCCUGCUGCUGGGGAACAAAUUUAAUGCUUUUCAUGAUCGACCCUGUCAAGGCAUCACGGUGUAAUACUGUUCCCCAGGAGAUGGGAGGCGACAUGCUGGCUACCCCUUUCAUUACAUAAGAGUAAAGCACUUGGUUUAAAGGAAAAUCUUUGGUUCCAGGCUGUGUGCUUGGUUCUCAGUUUUACUGUUCUAGAGGUAUUUCUUUAAAUGACUAAGUCUUUUCCUGUGUCAGUUUUUGGUCUAUUGCCUUCAAGCUGUUGCGUUACACAGUACAAGUGCAAUUUAAAUGAAAAUCUCUUGGAAUAAUAUAUUUAAUCGUAAUAAAAAAAAAAACUACAAUUCUCAGUAUGUCGCUUACGGUUUCUGUGUUUUGUCAUCUAAUGUACUGUACGCAUAAUCUGUCAUACACGUAUAGUUGUCGAGUUUGCAAAAUUGGUUUGUCCUCACUUUUAAAGAAAAAAUAGACUUUAUUUUCUGGUAUAAACGCCAAUGCUAACAACAUUGAAGGUCAAUCAGACUUGUUAUAAAUAGUCACCCCAGUAAAUGCUGAAGAACUUACUGUAAGGAUUGGCUCGGUCAAAGCAUGUAUAUCAGGACAGUCCCCUCUACAUCAUGAACAAAGUUCAAUUUAAUAUUAGUAACUUGUUUCCCUCCUAUAUAUGGGACUUUAUUCACUCUUUUCAUGACUAUGGCGUGCAGGUUUAUCUGUGAAUUUAAUGUUAACUCACAAAUCUCAAAGAACUUGUGUAGGGCUUUUAUGAAAUACGUACAGAGUGCCAUUAGAAUGCUGGGGAUUAUCUGAUCAUAAAUAUUUGAUUCAAAAGUUUUUUUUCUUCUUCAUCUAUAUAUACUUGUGGCUUAGUAACCAAAUCGGAAUUUACAUAAUUAAAGGUGAACUGUCACUUACCCAGAUUGUUAAGUUUACUAAUCUCUGUAUUUAACUCUCAUUUAAUUCUGUAUUUGUGAAGUGCGAAAAUAAAAUGUAGAAAUAGACACCUUUAUCCUGCAACUGGGCACCUCCAUCUUGGCUCCCUGUCAGUCACUGUUCUAUCUGUCCUUUGUACCUGGCAGUCGGCUUAGAGAGAGCAUACAGAGAAGAGGAGAAAUGAAACAAUAUUUCUACUCUCCCUUUGCAAUGUUUGGCAUUCUUUGAACGGAAUUGUGAUUUAAUUUGCUAAAUCUUUUCUAUAUUGAACGGCACCUGAAAAAGUUAUAGAUGAUUGAAUGUUUUAUUCAGUGAUAUAAAUUCCACUGAAGUGACCGUUUAAAUGAGGCAAUCCAAGCCCCAUAACCACAACAUCGUGCCCUCCCAAUGUAAGUAGCCAAACGUUUUUUUUUUAAAAGGUUUAUCUUCUUACCUGGGUCCUCAGAGAACAGGGAGCUUUGUCUGAGUGUAUUCCGGUGCAGGGCUUAGUUCAUUGGCUGAGAGUGGCCACUACAAUUCAGAAGAGCCAACGAAAGCUCCAGCUUUCCAUAGAGGAAGUAACCAAAACCUGGCAGACUCGAGGGAAGAUGUCCAAUAGUUCUAAUGGUUUGACUACUUGUGGGGUGUGGGGGCUGUGCAGCACUCCUGCUUAGUAUUACUUUAAAUACAUUUUUAAUUAUGGGGAAGACCUCAAGUAAAAAGUCAAAACAGUAAAAAAAAAUAGUUUGACUACUUAUAUCAUAGGCUGCCAGGGCACUCCUGACACCAUAACAUGUAAUUGUUAGAUUGAUUUUUUUUUUGUUUUUAGUCUCAGCAGCAAAUUAGUCUAAAAUAGAUUUGGGGUGAGUAAUCCAACUCUGCUGCUGUCAAGUUUGACUAUUUUAGCCCCAAUUUUGUCAUUGAGAUUUAAUUUGCGAAUAACACGUUCUAUACACUACACAAGCAUAGACCAGAGCGCCUCAGGGAUUUUUAAUAAAGUGAACAUUCUAAGAGCAUUUCCAAUGUAAAGCCAGAGUAGCUGCACUGGUUCAAAC